This is a messenger RNA of Knipowitschia caucasica, 717 nucleotides long. The record is from the annotation of a GenBank genome assembly. NCBI's taxonomy places the organism in Eukaryota, Metazoa, Chordata, Actinopteri, Gobiiformes, Gobiidae.
AUGGCGGACAAAGAGGCGCAUGCAGAGUUGGAGGACGCUCUGGGUCACAUCUCACUGGGUCACAUCUCACUGGAUCACAUGUCACUGGGUCACAUCUCACUGGGUCACAUCUCACUGGGUCACAUCUCACUGAGUCACAUGUCACUGGGUCACAUCUCACUGGGUCGUAUCAUGGGUCACAUCUCUCUGGGUCACAUCUCACUGGGUCGUAUCAUGGGUCACAUCUCUCUGGGUCACAUCUCACUGGGUCGUAUCAUGGGUCACAUCUCUCUGGGUCACAUCUCACUGGGUCACAUCAUGGGUCACAUCUCACUGGGUCGUAUCAUGGGUCACAUCUCUCUGGGUCACAUCUCACUGGGUCGUAUCAUGGGUCACAUCUCUCUGGGUCACAUCUCACUGGGUCGUAUCAUUGGUCACAUCUCUCUGGGUCACAUCUCACUGGGUCACAUCAUGGGUCACAUCUCACUGGGUCACAUCAUGGGUCACAUCUCUCUGGGUCACAUCUCACUGGAAAAAAGAAGUUUGGGCCAAGAUUUUGUGGAAAUGGAACGUUUAAAACAGGGCCGUUCCCAACAGACGGGGGGGGGGGGGGUCAUCCAGGCCAGAGCCGCCAAAGUGGACCAAAGCGGACCAGACAAGUGUGGAAGAUUUAGUGCUCUGCGUUUAGACUCAUCACGGGUUUGUCGGAGUCAGCAGCUGCAGACCGUUGUCCGCUGA